UACUGAGGCCAGCUUGCCCUGGUCAGCCUAGAGAUCUGGCUUCCUAGUCAACAUGAAGGCUCUCCUUUUUCUGGGGCUUCUCCUCCUGUCCGUCACCGUCCAGGGCAAGAUCUUUCAAAGAUGUGAGCUGGCCAAAACUCUGAAAAGACUUGGGAUGGAUGGCUUUAAAGGUGUCAGCCUGGCGACCUGGAUGUGUGUGGCCAAAUGGGAAAGUGAUUAUAACACAAAGACUACAAACUACAAUCCUGGAAGCCGAAGCACUGAUUAUGGGAUAUUUCAGAUUAAUAGCCGUUACUGGUGUAAUGAUGGCAAAACCCCCCAUGCAAAAAAUGCCUGUCAUGUAUCCUGCAGCGAGUUGCUGCAAGAUAACAUCAGUCAAGCUGUAAAAUGUGCAAAGAGGGUUGUCAGUGAUCCACAAGGCAUUAAAGCAUGGGUGGCGUGGAAAACACACUGUCGAAACAAAGAUGUCUCUCAGUAUGUUCGGAACUGUGGAGUGUAACUGUUGGGAGUUUUCCUUCUUCAGCUCAUUCUAGGUCUUUUUCCUUUAAGGGAGUAGUGAUUGAGUGAAAGGUCACACUACCAUUCUUUCAAACAAUAACAUUUUUACAGAUGCAGGAGCAAAAUAUGGUCUUUAUUCUAAAAGGCUUGUUUACAAAUGUGUUUAUUAUUUGAUAGUCAUCCUGUAACAUUUUUCAGUUUGCUAAUAGAAAUAAUGCUGGUGA
This is a messenger RNA of Leopardus geoffroyi (Geoffroy's cat), 722 nucleotides long. RefSeq names its product lysozyme (gene LYZ). Gene Ontology annotation, biological process: defense response to Gram-negative bacterium; defense response to Gram-positive bacterium. Gene Ontology annotation, molecular function: lysozyme activity. The record is from RefSeq and is a predicted model, not a curated record. Lineage: Eukaryota; Metazoa; Chordata; Mammalia; Carnivora; Felidae. Bases 53 to 499 code for a protein of 148 amino acids. The transcript has 4 exons.